GUGGUUUUGUUGCUCAAAUAAUGCUUGUGCGACAUUUGAGGCACUAAUGUGUCACACUGAUGAAUGACACACACAGAAUAACUGUUUGUGUGGUAGUGGAGGAAGGGAGGAGGAGGGGGGCCUCAGACAGACAGCGUGGCUGCAGUACCGCAGCAACACUCCACGUCCAGUCCACCAGCUCCCCGACUUGCUCUUAAAGAUACUCAGGUUUGCAAUUCUGACUGGUGAUAUUUGGAGAUAUUUGUUACCUUGAAGAGCCCACAACAAAAGGAGGGGUUUUAAUGAGGACGCGGAGCAGCGAGUACUACAGGCGCGGUUAGCUGGCAGAGACGUCCGAUAACAGGCUGCUUUACCCGGAGCCGGGAGACACUAACACCGGCCGCUGGGAACCAGAGAGGUCGGCUAGCUGGAAGAAGGCUAGACUGGCAUUACUCGGCCAGACUAGCAUCCUCAAGCACCUCGCCCACCCUAAAAGAGUGAAGAUGGAUUGAAUCCUGAAGUGUGGAACUGUCCCAGCAACAAAAUAGGAGGACUUCUCUCUUGGGUCUGGCUCUGCAGCUUAACUGUGUGACCGAGCUGGGAGACAGAGAGGAAGAUGCCUCCCAGGCCGUCCUCAGGGGAGCUGUGGGGCAUCCACUUGAUGCCCCCAAGGAUCCUGGUGGACUGCCUGCUGCCCAAUGGGAUGAUUCUGACCCUGGAGUGUCUCCGUGAGGCCACACUCAUCACCAUCAAACAUGAGCUUUUUAAAGAGGCCAGGAAGUAUCCCCUCCAUCACCUCCUACAGGAGGAGACAUCCUACAUCUUUGUCAGUGUCACUCAGGAAGCAGAGCGGGAGGAGUUUUACGAUGAAACCCGGAGGCUGUGUGACCUCCGACUCUUCCAGCCCUUCCUCAAGGUUAUUGAACCAGUUGGCAACAGAGAGGAAAAGAUCCUUAACAGGGAGAUUGGUUUUGCCAUUGGUAUGCCAGUUUGUGAGUUCGAUCUCGUGAAGGAUCCUGAGGUGCAGGACUUCAGGAGAAACAUCCUGAAUGUUUGUAAAGACUCUGUGGAGAUGAGAGAUGCCGGCGGGCCCCACAGCAGAGCCCUGUAUGUUUACCCUCCCAAUGUAGAAUCAACACAGGAACUUCCCAAACACAUCUAUUGCAAGCUGGACAAAGGUCAGAUUAUUGUUGUGAUUUGGGUGAUUGUGUCUCCAAACAACGACAAACAAAAAUAUACAUUGAAGAUCAACCAUGACUGUGUGCCUGAACAGGUGAUUGCAGAGGCCAUUCGGAAGAAGACACGCAGCAUGCUGCUGUCUCCAGAGCAGCUAAAGAUGUGUGUUCAAGAAUAUCAGGGUAAAUACAUCCUCAAAGUUUGUGGCUGUGACGAGUACCUGCUGGAAAAGUACCCCAUCAGCCAAUACAAGUAUAUUCGUAGUUGCAUCAUGCUGAGCAGGAUGCCUAACCUGAUGCUAAUGGCCAAGGACAGCCUGUACACCCAGUUGCCUACAGACAACUUUGUCAUGCCGUCAUACUCUCGACGCAUCUCCACCGCAACAUCCUACAUGAACGGAGAGGCAGCUGCCAAAUCGCUUUGGACCAUCAACGGGACUCUACGAAUACGAAUCCUUUGUGCCACUUACGUCAACGUGAAUAUACGGGACAUAGACAAGAUCUAUGUGAGAACAGGAAUUUACCAUGGAGGUGAACAGAUGUGUGACAAUGUCAACACACAGAGAGUACCCUGCUCUAACCCCAGGUGGAAUGAGUGGCUCACCUAUGAUAUGUACAUCCCAGACAUACCCUGUGCUGCCAGGCUCUGCCUCUCCAUCUGCUCUGUCAAGGGCAGGAAGGGAGCCAAGGAGGAGCACUGCCCACUAGCUUGGGGUAAUAUCAACUUGUUUGACUACUCUCACACUCUGGUAGCCAACAAGAUGGCUCUGAACCUCUGGCCUGUCCCUCAUGGUCUUGAGGACCUCCUAAAUCCUAUAGGAGUCACUGGAUCAAACCCUAAUAAGGAAACCCCAUGUCUGGAGCUGGAGUUUGACCACUUUAGCAGUCCAGUUAAGUACCCAGAUAUGAAUGCAGUGGAGGAUCACGCAAACUGGACCAUCUCAAGGGAACUGGGGUUCAACUACAACCUCUCUGGACAGGGCAACCGUGUGGCCAGAGAUCACGCCCUGACAGAGGGCGACACUGAGCAGCUCAGACAGCUGAGUAACAGAGACCCUCUUUCAGAAAUAACUGAGCAGGAGAAAGACUUCCUCUGGAGACACAGGCACUACUGCAUGAAUAUCCCUGAGAUUCUUCCCAAGAUCCUUCUUGCUGUCAAAUGGAACUCCAGAGAUGAAGUAGCACAGAUGUACUGUCUGUUAAAGGAAUGGCCGUCUAUCCGUCCUGAGCAGGCCAUGGAGCUGGUGGACUGUAACUAUCCGGACCCCAUGGUCAGGCACUUUGCCGUCCGCUGCCUGGACAAAUACUUGACUGAUGACAAACUGUCCCAGUACCUCAUCCAGCUUGUACAGGUGUUGAAAUAUGAGCAGUAUCUCGACAAUCCCUUGGCCCGUUUUCUUCUCAAAAAGGCCCUGACCAAUCAGAGGAUAGGUCAUUUCUUCUUCUGGCAUCUCAAGUCAGAAAUGCACAACAAAACAGUGAGCCAGAGGUUUGGGCUGCUUUUAGAGGCUUACUGCAGGGCCUGCGGCAUGUACCUCAAACACCUGAGCAGGCAGGUAGAGGCCAUGGAGAAGCUCAUUAACCUCACUGACAUCCUGAAACAGGAAAAGAAGGAUGAGACGCAGAAGGUCCAGAUGCGGUUUCUUGUGGACCAGAUGAAGAGACCGGACUACAUGGAUGCUCUGCAGAACUUCACCUCUCCUCUCAACCCGGCGCACCAGCUGGGAAAUCUGAGGUUAGAUGAAUGCAGGAUCAUGUCCUCAGCGAAGAGGCCGCUGUGGCUGAACUGGGAGAAUCCUGACAUCAUGUCUGAGCUGCUCUUUCAGAACAACGAGAUUAUCUUCAAAAAUGGAGAUGACUUGCGGCAGGAUAUGCUCACUCUGCAGAUUAUUAAAAUCAUGGAGAAUAUUUGGCAGAAUCAGGGUCUGGACUUACGGAUGCUCCCUUAUGGCUGUCUGUCAUUAGGAGACUGUGUGGGUCUUAUUGAGGUGGUGCGCAGCUCCCACACCAUCAUGCAGAUUCAGUGUAAAGGAGGUCUGAAAGGAGCUCUGCAGUUCAACUCAAACACUCUGCAUCAGUGGCUGAAGGACAAGAACAAGGGCGAGAUGUAUGACCUGGCUGUGGAUCUGUUCACAAGGUCCUGUGCUGGCUACUGUGUAGCUACAUUUAUCCUGGGGAUUGGAGACAGACACAACAGUAACAUCAUGGUCAAAGAUGAUGGACAGUUGUUUCAUAUCGAUUUUGGCCAUUUCCUGGAUCAUAAGAAGAAGAAAUUUGGCUACAAGAGGGAGCGAGUGCCCUUUGUACUGACACAAGACUUUCUCAUCGUCAUCAGCAAGGGAUCCCAAGAGUGUGCAAAGACCAAAGAGUUCGAGAGGUUCCAGGAGAUGUGUUAUAAAGCGUACCUGGCCAUCCGUCAGCAUGCUAACCUCUUCAUCAACCUGUUCUCCAUGAUGCUGGGCUCUGGCAUGCCUGAGCUGCAGUCGUUUGAUGACAUCGCCUACAUCAGAAAGACGCUGGCUCUGGAGAAAAGCGAACAGGAGGCAUUGGACUACUUUAUGAAACAGAUGAAUGAUGCUCAUCACGGAGGGUGGACCACUAAGAUGGACUGGAUAUUUCACACAAUAAGGCAGCAUGCACUAAACUGAUCAUCUGCACACAAACAAAACAAAAAAACAGCAGUCCCACCGAGAAAGAUUUGCUUCUGUCAAACAGCUGUUUGUCUUACACUGUUCAGCACUCAUCUUUCAAGGACUUUCAGUUUUCCAUUACAGCAGACAAGUGAGCUGUCUGUGGUUCUGGGAGUUUUCAGCUCACCUUGUUUUUUUAAAACCAGCACCAUUUGUAUUUAUUUGAACGAGGUUUCUGUUCUUUGUGCAGUCUGGAAAUUACCCUGACCUAACGUUCCGUCCUCAUGAAGAUGUGCCCUACCUGGCUGAUGCUUGUAUCCUCGGCGGCUAUGCUUCUUCUUGUUCCCAAAAGGAACAAACUGGGUAGGAAAGUUUACUUAAAACACUGCUGCACUUGCGGAUCAAAUAGACAAAACAACGUGACAAUGUUUUUCUGCCAAUCUAAAAAAAUGUAGCCACAAAAUAUGUUGAUCUUGCUGCUCUUCUGCUGUAUCAGUGCUGCACUGUGGCUCCACCCUAGAAAGAAAGUGCUGAAAAACUUUGUUUUGAUUUCCCAUCACUGCUGAGAAGACAGCAGGCACAAGGAACUGUCUGAAUUCUUACAUCAAACGGGAAUUACUUCACUUUAUAUAGUGCUGGAGUAUGGGAGCAUCUAUGUUGAUCCCCACUGCACAGUCUUCCACCAUCUCUGUGGUGGAGCUCUCCCAUCUGUAUGAGGACACUUCAAAGCUCAGAAACUCUGCAGAAGAGUUUGUGGGUUGUUUUGCAAAGCUUGAAACUCUCCAACAGCCUCAAGGAAAAAAGCACUCCGCCACUUGGGAACAUUUGUCGGUGGUGCAGCUUAAGACUUCAGGGUGAUGAUGCCUCUCCAUCAAAAUUGAAAAAAACUAUCAGCACUUAGAGAUACAAGAAUAAUAUACAGAUUUAUUAUGACUUUCUAAAUUUAUUUAUGUAUCUAGUUUCUUUCAGUUUCUACAUGGGCAAGACUCAACUCUUCAGAAACACAGUAUUGUUGUGUAAAUAUAUUUGUAUUAUUUUUUUGUGUUUGGGUUUACGGAUUUGUUUCCUUUACUUUCCACUGGCCACAAGUGAAACAGCUUCACCCUCUUCUGUAGAUCUGCUGAUGCCUUUUUUGCUUGACAUAAUUUUCAAGUUGGAAAUCUCAUACUACUUUAUCCAAAGCUGACCAAUUUGUUUUGUUUGGGCUUGUUUGCAGUCCUACUUGGAAUUUAAAAUCAGAAUUAUUUGGGGAUGCAAAAUGACAAAAAGUGAAAGUGCCAAUCUCAGAAGUUCUGAAUAAUAGGACCUAUUUUAAGCCUGUGGCUUUCUGUUUUGACUGUGAGCAGAGACCCAGGGGAAUGUCACGUCUUCCUGUUGAUAAAAUGCCAACAUCCAAAACAAUGCACACUGCAAGGCCCAGCAAACUCUAUCUCAACAAAUUAUGAGGGCACUAUCUACGAGAGAAGCUGCGACUAGAUUUGACCCACAGUUCUGUCUUUUUAAAACCAUGUUAGAUUGAUCAUUUCUGACAUUUCCCUCAUUUUAGCAUCUUAAGAGUGUUGACUCUAAGAAACAAAGUGCAUUUUAACUUGUGUUUACCCCACAUUUUGUGGUUAUAUUUAUUACUGAACUUAAACCCUGGCGGUAUUAGAGUCAUACUGCCUAUUGCCAUGUCCUGUUAAAGCCAUGUCGUACACCCUUUUUUGUUAGACACUCACAUUGUUGCUGUUUUCCCAACAGCAACAUUAGAGUACAUUUUCAGUGUGAACUUGUGAAAUGGCAGUCAGUGCAUCUGUUUUGAAUCAAACAGUGCAUCUUGGUAAAAUUUGGUCAAAAGAGUGAUUUAAGCAAAUCUGUCAAAGUCUGAAAAUGCAGAGUGAUAUGGAGGUGUAGAGGACCUCUGUUUCUGGCUGUGUUGGGUCAGGAGGCAGUGGACCACUGUUAAAUUAAUACAUUAAAUUAGACCUCAGCAACAUUUUUGGGACACUUGUUCCUAUUGUAUCUAUGAUGCCAUGGUUCCUCAGGGUGCUCUGAACCAAGCUGCAACCUCCGGCCACAAGAAUUGAAGCCAAUGUGGGAGUGUUAAAAACUGCAGUUCCUCCAGUGUCCGCUUGAGGCUGGCUCUGGAAGUACCAGAAACCACAUACACUCCCAUUCAAAAAAGCCGAUCUUUGCAGCAGAAAUAAACAUGUUUACAACCUGGUACAAAAGACGAGUGUAGUCUGGAUAGCUCAUUUCUCGAUCGGCACACACUGUACAGGGGGUGAAUUUUUUCAUAACGCUGCAAUUAUAAGAUAUUAAGAUUACGAGUUUUUGGUUAUUAGAGGCACAGCUGACUUGAUUGACAGGCGGGAACACUGUAGCUGUUGGCGAGGAAGCUCAAAGCCCGCCUCUUUACCUCACACUCACUCGACAGCAGUCAGGUUGAGUUUCCAAUAUGGCUGCCGCUGAUGAUUGGCUUCAAAACAGCGCUUCAGAAACAGAUGGGUGACGCCAGUCUAUGCUCUGAACACAUCACAUCCACAGAGACCUUUUAAAGGGUUUUGUUUUUUUCUCUGGGUCUACAUGUUGAAAUCACUCAUGUUCAGAUUACUGAUGUUAUGCACCUUGAAACGUAUGCCCCAACAUCUUCAGGCAAAAAAGUAUUUAAUUAAUUAUUUACAUUCAAGCAGCUUCCAAUCCGUCCAUCUCCGUUUGUUAGUUUACAUCAUAAUUAUCCAGAUUAGUUUGAGCUGUUUCUUACAGAGUUGGUGAAUGUGUCGUGCUGUGAACAUAGGAAUGAUCAGCUAUCUAGGUUAGCUAGUUGAACAUUAUUGUGCUACUGAAUCAAUUUGUUGAAAAUGUUUGACAGAGAGAAAAAAGGGAAGGAUGUUCAAAUAGAAGUAGUGUGUCUUUAAAACAGACCAUAGCUGUGUGAACUCUAAACGGACCGUUUGGGAAGUAUUUGUUGAGAACGUUUUCUUUUUUGCGAUUUACAUAGAACCUUGAAUGGCAGAGACUCUUGUAUGCUGUGUUUUGCUGAGGACAGAAUGUAGCACUUCAUAAGAAAAGGCCUCAGAGCAGUCUCCCGAGCCUCAUAAGCCCCCUGGCACCCUGAAACAAGAAAGACAUUUGGAUGUGCGCUAGAUUAAUCUGCAGUUUGAAAGUCAAUCUGCCAGCACAAAAAGAAAGUCUGCACUUUGCAAAAUUGAUUGUAUUGAAAAGCCAAAGUUGGGGGUCUGUUCUGAUACGGUGUUGGAUGUCCUGGAUUGAUGGCUAGAAUGUAUUUAAAUGCUAAACUGCGCACUCAUUUUUCUGUGUCUUUGAAUCGUCCAUGUUUCCUCUAAAGAGUCGGAUGCAGUGCCACAAAAUGAACUGUCCGUUAUCAGCAGAGAGCUCUUUUUAACAUUUUUUUCUCAUCGUGCCAAAUCAGGCGUCACUGAGGCCUGUGAAAGCUAAUGCUGGAGUCACAUCUCGCAGUAAUCGGUCACAGAAUUGAAAAAGGAAAGAAGAAUGUUGGUCGUAUGCACUUACAAAUUGUAGUUCUCAAUGCCUUUUUGUCCAAGAGGACUCCACAUGAAAAGAGUUCGCCUAGCAUGUUUCUCCAACAGCAUUAGCAGUAUGUAUGAUGUACAAUUUGAGUAUUUAUGUAUGCACAGCUGCAGUCAAUCCUCUUUUCUACAGUGGGCUUCAUGUGUGACAGAUCUGCAGUGUUGUCAUCUUUGAUAUUGUUUCACAUUUAUCCUCCAAAGUGAAUGUGCGUGCGUGUGUGUGUGUUUGCUCAUAUGCGAACACUAUCCUUCUGUACAGGUUGCAGAGCUUCAUUGGCAGGCCCCAAUGAACAUGAUGUAUGUGUGUGUUCAUGUCCAUGUGUCCGGUGACACUGAGCUGUUGGAGAGGUGGUGUCUCUAAAUGUUUUGUAUGCCUCUUUUUUUUUUUGUUCUUGCAAUGUUUGUAAGGAAACUUCUCUCAAAAAUAGGUUGUAAAUGUUUUACUUGAAGUGAAGAACCGCAGCUGUAUUUAGUUGGUUUAAAGGUGCAGUGGAGGGUUGCAGUGUCGAUUUAGUACUGAUUGUGAGUGUGUGUGUUGUAUUGUAUGCAAACACCGGGACUGAAGCAAAAUAGUCCAACAUUUCUGUAUUUAGAUAAAACUACUGAUUGCAUCAGUGAAGGAUUCACAUUUUUAAGAUCAGAUCAGAUCUCCUCAGUCUGCUUGGAAGCUCUCCUGCUCAAACUUUGGAGCUGUAUCUGUGCAGGAUUCCCCUAAAUUGUGUUGCACUAGUUAAUUCCCCCUUAUGUGAAGGAAUUGAUGGCACCCACACUUUAUCCUCUCUCUGUUGUUUUAUGCCAACGGUGAUAAAACAGAAAGCUAAACCAGCUUAUCUGAAUCAAAGGAUGUUCUUUUUUCAUUCAUGUCCUGCUAAUUCAAUCAUCUGAUCUGAGCUAUGGUUGCAGUACAAACAAUAAGUUAAUAAGAGCUCCAGAGAUUACAUAAUGCAGUUCAAUGCAGAAUCAGUACAGUAAAUCCAAUGUAUGUGAAACUUGCAGUGUAACAUUUGAAUGUCUGUCUUUAUCCUCAGAUAUUUUGUUACUGUUUGUCCUUGCUGACCUGAUGGACAGGUGUUCAAAUCUUCACGUUCACUUCCUGUUUGAAUACAGACUCUGAUAUUUCGUGAAAGUUGAAGCAGAAAGAAAAUGUAGUCAGAAUCACAAUUUGGAGCCGAUUGUUAUCUUUUAAACAAAAUGUGCUUUUAUAGAGCCUUGAAUGGGCUUUAAACACAACAGAACAGAUGACAUGUCGAGGGUUAGUAAAAAUGUGCAUUAAAAAUAAACCCUGUAUUGCACCAAAGAGCAAACAUGACUAAUCACAUUAUUGAUCAUUUGUGAUCUCUUUGAAGCCCUGAGAAUGUCGAAACAACGUCCUAUUUUAAGAGAAAUACCGACUGAGUACGUAGUUUGAUGCUCUCUCCUGUAUGCAGUGCUCUUGUGCGUCUCUAAUAUAAUACCAUGCUGUCAGAACCUGAACCUAUACUAUGAAUGAAUGUACAACGGGCCAAUGUAAUGUUUUCCUCAGCCUACCUGCAUGAGACCGGGCAAAGAUGAAUACUUGUCGUCUUGCUUCAUGUUAUUUUAUUGUUUAGUCUGCUAAGCAGCCACACAGAUGUUUAUGAAUUGCUGCCUUAAGUUUACUCCCUGUAGGAACAGUUUCAUACAUUAACCUGCAUUUUUUUAAUUUAUUAAUGUAUAUUGCGUUCUGUUUCGGUUUCCUGGUCACAUGGUAAAUGUUUUUACCCUCACUGACUGACUGGUCAUCUAAGUGUUCUGUGAAGAUGUACAAAUAAAUUUGUUAAACAUUCA
Molecule: messenger RNA, 9120 nt
Organism: Notolabrus celidotus (New Zealand spotty)
Lineage: Eukaryota; Metazoa; Chordata; Actinopteri; Labriformes; Labridae
Gene: pik3ca
Product: phosphatidylinositol-4,5-bisphosphate 3-kinase, catalytic subunit alpha
Exons: 26
Coding region: 596-3802 (1068 amino acids)
Biological process (GO): cell migration; phosphatidylinositol 3-kinase/protein kinase B signal transduction; phosphatidylinositol-mediated signaling
Cellular component (GO): plasma membrane; phosphatidylinositol 3-kinase complex, class IB; cytoplasm
Molecular function (GO): 1-phosphatidylinositol-4-phosphate 3-kinase activity; 1-phosphatidylinositol-3-kinase activity
Source: RefSeq, a predicted model, not a curated record